AUGCUGGGUAGUCGUGUGUUUUUCUUAACAUUGUGUUCAGAAGCUCCAGCUUACUUGAUUGAUCUGAUGCAUGAUAAGAAUGCAGAAAUAAGAAAAGUUUGCGAUCAAACAUUGGACAUUAUUAUGGUAUGAUAUAAUAGUCGUAACGUAUCAGUUCUGAACUGUUCUCCCUAGAGGUCCAGUAAGGCUCUCGUCACUUACUAGUCCAGUGUUGUUACAUGCCCAUUUCCACUUUGGAAAAUUUUCCGCAGAAAGAAAAUUUUGUAAAAUGUGAUCGGUCGACACAAAUUUUCGGUCGGAAAAACAUUUUGAAGUUGAAAAUUUUCAACUUUAAACAAUGAUAUUUUUGGAAAAUUUUCCGUCCGUGGAAAUUUUUCUUGAGUGGAAAUGGGCUUUACAGGAAACCGGAGUUACUGAGGGAACCUGCGAUGUUCGUGAAAACACUAUUGUUGCACGUGACAGGUGUCCGGUUUUAUUUAUUUACUCAAUUUAGUUAUCCAUUUUUGAAAUUACAAAAAUAGUAUAAUAAGGACAGAUUAUACAGAACUAAUAGUUCCUUACAAGAUAAACUGCCUUGCAUGCAUGAAUAAAUAAUCUAUAUGAUAAAAAUAAUAUUCAACACUAAUUGCCUGUUCUAUUAUACCUAUCUAGCUAUUAUGAAUUUACAAAAAAUCAUCUAUAUUAUCGUAAACAUUUUUUGUGUAUUGAUGUUUUUCCUGAAAAUGUCAUAACUAUCAGUUCUACGAAUAGACAGAGGCACAUUGUUCCACAAAUCAACUAUACGAUUAAAAUACGAAAACUUAUAUAUAUUAGUUCUAAAUCUUUUCUUAUCUAAUUCUAGUUCGGAAUCUCGUAAGGAGUAGUGAAAACUAACUCUUGAAAUUUACAUACUUAAAAAUAUCGAAAUCUACUUUUUUAAUCAUGCACUUAAAAUAUAAAGCAUAGAUUUUCACUUCAAUAGCCAAUUGUGACCACGUUUUUCUUUAGGAAUUUGAUGAAGAAUGGGCGAGGAAAAUUCAAAUUGAGAAAUUCCGUUGGCACAACUCUCAAUGGCUUGAGAUGGUGGAAGGACAUCAGGACGAGAAUGAUGACGAUGAGUUGAUGAUGUACGGAGACGAACCUACUUUUAUUGAUAAUGGUGAUAUACUUGAUCGUCCAGAUUUAUUCUACGGUCAGCACGUUUAUGGCGAUAUUGGCAGCCGAGAGGGAGCUAGCACACCUGAGUUGAUGAUGAGAGGACCUGGAUCCGAGUAUGACGUAUAUGAUGAUGACGUCACCGGAAGUGAGCGCGGUUACAUGGGUGGGUACCCAAGUCCCGUGGAAGCGUACUCGGACGGCGGGAUGAUUAACGGCGAGGACUGGGACCAAGUGUUGGAUAAUCGACCUGGUAGUCGUUAUGGUCAGCGGCCUGCCAGUCGUCAUGGUUACGAUGGUGGUGGCGUGGAGUACGAUGAUAGGCCGGUGUCAAGGCACGGGUAUGGUCAGGAAUAUGGUUAUAGAUAGACCUCUUGGUUGGCCUGGAUCCCAACUUCAGAUAAGUGUGUGAUGUAUAAAAAAGCACUGUAAUAAUAUUUCACUUUAGGGAGACACAGCCCUGUUCCAAGGGCCUUAAUAAGAUUUCCAGGGCCUUAAUUGGCUCGAAACCUUGUUUGCAGGGCCUCAACUUGCUGGCAACCUCAAGAACUGCAAAUUGAGCAGUUCACUGAGUGAUCUAUGUACAUAACAGAGCCAGAGGGUUUUUUAACAUGUAAAAUACAUACAAUGUACAUGCGUCUGUAUAUAUUGAUAAUUUGAUAUAUAUAUAUAUGAUCGAAUAUAAAAGUAUCGAAUAUAAAAAGUUUUACAUCUCAUGUUGAUG
Messenger RNA from Paramuricea clavata, 1858 nucleotides. The record is from the annotation of a GenBank genome assembly. NCBI's taxonomy places the organism in Eukaryota, Metazoa, Cnidaria, Anthozoa, Malacalcyonacea, Plexauridae.